Chaetura pelagica (chimney swift) is the source of this 879-nucleotide messenger RNA. RefSeq names its product X-box binding protein 1 (gene XBP1). The record is from RefSeq and is a predicted model, not a curated record. NCBI's taxonomy places the organism in Eukaryota, Metazoa, Chordata, Aves, Apodiformes, Apodidae. Gene Ontology annotation, molecular function: RNA polymerase II transcription regulatory region sequence-specific DNA binding; DNA-binding transcription factor activity, RNA polymerase II-specific. Gene Ontology annotation, cellular component: nucleus.
AUGUUGUCAAAUGGGAGGACGGAGCUGGAGCAGCAGGUGCUGGAGCUGGAGGAGGAGAACCAGAAGCUGCUGCUGGAAAACCAACUCCUGCGGGAGAAGACGUGUACCCUUGCCCUGGAGAACCAGGAGCUGCGCUGCCGCCUGGGUCUGGAUGCUCUGAAGGUGGAGGAGGAGAGCGAGUCCCAGGUUGUGAAGGAAUCGCAGGUGGAUGAGAUUAGAUUGGUGACCGGGUCCGCUGAGUCCGCAGCACUCAGACUACGUGUUUCUGCAGCAGGUGCAGGCCCAGCAGUCACCAUUUCUGAUAGCUUCCAUAUGGAUUCUGAUGGCAGUGACUCUUCAGACUCGGAGUCUGAUCUCCUAUUGGGCUUUCUGGACAGUCUGGACCCAGAGAUGUUUCUCAAAUAUGCUGAUUCAGAGUCAACAUGCCUGGAAAAGCUGGAAGAAGAGAUCUGUGGAGAAACAAAUUCCAUACCAACCUCCCCCUCUCCAUCUUUGGGGUCCCCAUCAGCCAAGCUGGAGGCCAUUAAUGAACUGAUAAGGUUUGACCAUGUGUACACAAAGCCCCUAAUACUGGAGAUUCCUGUUAAAAUGGGCAACCAAACCAAUAUGCUAGUGAAAAUUGAGGAGGUAUCUCCCUCUGCAUCUGAAGACAAAGCUACCCCUGAGGUCUCAGUAUCUGUGAAAGAGGAACCUGUAGACAGCUUCAUGCCUGAGCUGGGCAUCUCUCACCUGCUCUCCUCUCAUCAUAGCCUUGCAGCCCCAAGCUCUCUGCUGGAUGCCUGUAGUGACUCUGGAUAUGAAGGAUCACUCUCACCCUUCAGUGAUAUGUCCUCUCCACUUGGCAUGUGGGCUUAUGAGGGAAAGUUUGUUCCGCAGUAA